This is a messenger RNA of Sinocyclocheilus anshuiensis, 655 nucleotides long. RefSeq names its product E3 ubiquitin-protein ligase MARCH1-like. The coding region runs from base 33 to 479 and encodes 148 amino acids. Lineage: Eukaryota; Metazoa; Chordata; Actinopteri; Cypriniformes; Cyprinidae. The record is from RefSeq and is a predicted model, not a curated record. The transcript is spliced from 2 exons.
CUUUUUUUUUUUUUUAGUGGGAAAAGCUACAGAUGUCUACAAGCGAGCGGCGGAAGAUCUUCUGUUCUGUGACUUUUCACCUGGCUGCUGUGGUGUGUGUCAUCUGGUCACUCUACGUUCUGAUUGACCGCACAGCUGAAGAGAUCCGCCAAGGCAAGAACAAUGCAUUGGUGCGUUUGUCCCCUCUCAAUGCCGUAGGGGUGCUGGAUUGGCCGUUCUGGACCAAACUCAUCGUGGUGGCGGUUAGCUUUUCUGGAGGACUCAUCUUCAUGUACAUUCAGUGCAAAGUCUACCUGCAGCUCUGGAGGAGGCUGAAGGCUUUCAACAGGAUCAUCUUUGUACAGAACUGCCCCGACACCGUCCGCAACGGAGAGAACAGGCCACCCCCAGUCACCCAGAGCAACGGCACGCACGGGACAGCAGAGGCUUCCGCUCCUCAGACACAAACAAACACAGGAGUGGAAAUGGCCCCUGUUUGACAAUGGAUGCUUGCUGCUCUGAAUCUCAGUUGCUGAAAAAUUUAGGAAAGGGCUUCUGGUGUAUUUGACCAAAGUGAUGUGAUUUACAUAUAACAAAAGCACUUUUUAAAUUGUUAUUAGAGGAUGGGUAAACUUAUAUAAGAAGUUUAUAUAGGGCUGUCAAAUUAUAACAUUAA